CCAACAUAGAUCUUAUCCCCACUGCCAUGAAAGACAUGAAACCCCAUGCUGCCUUGCUCGCAAGCCCAGGCAUGGGACAUAUCAUUCCUAUUGUUGAGCUUGGGAAAUGCAUGGUUAGACACCAUGGAUUUUGUGUUACCAUCUUUAUUGUUGGCGAUGAAGCCUCAACAGCACUUCUCAAUUCACAAACUCUUGACGAUCUCGAUAUUGUCUCGUUCCCACCAAUCGAUGUCUCCGGCAUAGUCGGUCUCGACGCAUCACUAGGAGCCAAAUUGUUAAUGAUCAUGAAUAAGUCUCUGCCCCUCCUCCGCUCAGCCAUCUACUCCAUGAAAUCUCCCCCAGAAAUGUUGAUCGUGGACUUGUUUGGACCUGAUGCUUUCGCCAUAGCUGAGGAAUUUGGAAUGCUACGGUACAUUUUCAAUACUAGCACUGCACGGUUCCUUGCUGUGACAAUAUAUACACCAAUUGCUCCUAAAGAGCAAAUAGAGGAACAUGUUAAGGAACACAAACCACUGGAAAUUCCCGGUUGUAACCCGCUUCGAUUCGAAGACACAAUCGAUGUCUUUGAAUAUGGGAAUCAUCCUGAAUUUAUCCAACUGGGGAUUGCGUUUUCAAAGGCUGAUGGCAUCUUGCUGAACUCAUGGGAGGGUAUUGAAUCCUCUACAAUUGAAGCACUUAGAAAUGCCAAACUUUUGGGCCAGGCUAUUAAGGGCACUGUUUAUCCAGUUGGUCCAUUGGUUAGACAGGUUAUUAGGUCAGAUAUUUCAACACAUCCAGAUCCAGUGAUAGAUUGGUUAGAUGGGCAACCUGUGGAAUCUGUGAUUUAUGUUUCCUUUGGGAGUGGAGGCACCAUGUCAGCUAAACAGAUGACGGAGUUGGCUUGGGGUUUGGAACUGAGCGGACAAAGAUUUGUUUGGGUGAUUCGCCCUCCCUCAGAUAGUGAUAAAAGCGGGACAUAUUUCACAAUCGGACAGGGUUCAGAUUUCGACUUGGACUACUUGCCUGACGGGUUUGUAACUCGAACCCGUGACACGGGAAUGGUGGUUCCUAUGUGGGCUCCACAAGACCACAUCCUGAACCAUCCUUCAGUAGGUGGAUUUUUGUCACACUGUGGAUGGAAUUCAACAAUGGAGAGCAUAAUCAAUGGUGUGCCAAUGAUUGCGUGGCCGCUCUACGCCGAGCAAAAAAUGAAUGCUGCCAUGUUAGCGGAGGAUGUUGGGGUGGCUAUUCGACCGAAGCAGCCACCUAGUGAGAGCAGAGUGGUGGGGAGGGAGGAGAUAGAGGAAUUGGUGAGGGAGAUCAUGGUAGAUGAAAAGGGGCGUGCAAUGAGGAAGAAAAUGAAGGAGCUAAAAUUUAGUGCUGAGAAAGCAUUGAACGAGGGUGGUUCCUCCUACAAUUCAUUGUCCCAAGUUGCUAAAGAGUGCAUGCAACAUAUGAAGGCGCGUGAUUUCCCUUUGAGCAUAUGACUUUGGUCCCAAAACAUUAAUAGCAGAUGUGCAAAACGAUAAAAAUCAAGUGGUACAAGAGAAAUAAUUUCAUUUAUGGUUGAAUGUCAAAUAAAUCUUUUUGGAUAUU
Molecule: messenger RNA, 1575 nt
Organism: Rubroshorea leprosula
Lineage: Eukaryota; Viridiplantae; Streptophyta; Magnoliopsida; Malvales; Dipterocarpaceae
Source: the annotation of a GenBank genome assembly